GAAGACUCUCUCUCUGUGUCUCAGUGUCUCAGUGUCUCUCUGAAGAAGCCACAUCGUCUGUGGAUCUGCUGAUGAUUUGUCUCUCUGCUAUGACCUCCACGUCUUCUUCUUCAUAUUCAUCACUUGUUUCCACGCGACUUUAAUCUUCACCGUCCUCGCGCUUCGUGACGUCGUGACACCGGUGAAUCCACUUUUCUAACCCACAACAGAGCUGCGUGUGUCGGUGAAAAAUGCCUGAGGACGUCGGGACAGCCAAACCCGGAGGCGUGAUUGCCUACAUUUCCUCCGGCUCCGCCCCCAGCCCUGACUCCUUCAUGAGCACCAGCCCCAGCAGCGGCUACCUGUCCACAUCGCCGACUCUGCCCCGCCCCUCGCUGCCCAGCCGGGCCGUGGGCAUGUUAGUGGACAUCGCUCCGCCGGCCAAGAGCGGGCUCCAGCGCCUGGACAAGGCCGGCCGCUCGUCCGCUUCUACGAAGAGCAACAUCACCAAAAUCAACGGCAUGGUGCUGCUGUGCAAGGUGUGCGGCGAUGUAGCCUCGGGCUUCCACUACGGCGUCCACGCCUGUGAGGGCUGCAAGGGCUUCUUCAGGAGAAGCAUCCAGCAGAACAUCCAGUACAAGAAGUGUCUAAAGAUGGAGAACUGCACCAUCAUGAGGAUCAACAGGAACCGCUGCCAGCAGUGUCGCUUUAAGAAGUGUCUGGCUGUCGGCAUGUCCAGAGAUGCUGUCCGAUUCGGCCGCAUCCCAAAGAGGGAAAAGCAGAGGAUGCUGCUGGAGAUGCAGAACGCCAUGAACAACAUGAUGAGCAACAACAGCCAGCUGCACAGCAUGCUGCACGGCCACCAGAGCCCGCCACUGCCCAUGGAGGCCAUGACCAGCAACGCCGGCGCCUCGCCUUCCUCGUCCUCUGCUUCCGAUUCCCCGUCCUGCUCCAGCCCGUCCUCGCCGCAGUGCCCCCAGGACACUGAGUCGGUGCUGUCCAUGGACACCAACUCCAGCUCCGCCUCCUCCUGUUCGUCAGACAGUGGCGAGGACGAGGCCGUCGUCACGACCGGCAGGCAGCACCAACGCGCCUUAGCGUUCAGCCAGCAGAGGUCACAGAGGCAAGGCCAGGUCUCGCCGUCCGCCGUCGCCCUGGAGACGCGGUGUGGAAACCGCGCGGAGGAGCAGCCAGAGAGCUGGAACCUGUGGAACAGCAACGGUGUUUACCGGCACAGUUCGUACAGCAACAGCCAACACGUCACCAACGCUGCUUACAGAGACGAGAGGGGCGUUCACCAGCAGCAGCCUCAGCAGCGGCUCAACAGUGCCCCCAGCUGUGAGCUGUCAGAAGACAGCCAAAGACAGCACAGAUUGAACGCACACAUUGCCUCAAAUGUUUAUAAUGGACCGAGCAGCUGUGCGAACAGCAGAGCACACCUGGUCUGCCCAAUGAACACCUCGCCUUACGUGGACCCCCACAAGCCGAGCCAGGAGGUCUGGGAGGAGUUCUCCAUGAGCUUCACCCCCGCUGUGCGCGAGGUGGUCGAGUUCGCUAAGAAAAUCCCCGGCUUCCGCAACCUCCCCGAGCACGACCAGGUCAGCCUCCUGAAGGCCGGAACCUUCGAGGUGCUCAUGGUCCGAUUUGCCUCGCUGUUCAACGUGGUCGAGCGGACGGUGACCUUCCUGAGCGGAAAGUGCUACAGCCUGGACACUCUGCGCACGCUGGGCGCCGGCGAGCUGCUCAACUCCAUGUGCGAGUUCAGCGAGAAGUUGGCGGCGUUGCGGCUCGACGCCAACGAAAUGAGCCUCUUCACCGCCGUGGUGCUCGUCUCAGCCGACCGCUCCGGGAUCCAGGACCUGAACUCGGUGGAAGCCCUGCAGGACAAUCUGAUCCGGGCUCUGCGAGACCUGGUCGUGCAGAACCACGGCGACGCGGCGGCCACCACCUUCACCAAGCUGCUCCUCAAGCUUCCCGAGCUGCGUUCGCUCAACAACAUGCACUCAGAGGAACUGCUCUCCUUCAAAGUUCACCCUUGAAAAGCUUCCUCGGGGGUGAAUCUCCGCCCUCUUCCUUCACACGACUCCACCUCCUCCACCAGGACCUGCCUCUCAGCGCCGCCACCUCCUCGCCCUCUGGACUUGACCAACCCUUAUUCUGCGUGUGUUUCCAGAAUGUAUUUGAAAGUUGUUCAUUUUUUAUUCUAUUUUUUUAAGUUGACGAGGUCGGUAGAAAAGAACCUUUCAGACGUACUGUAUUUAUAGAAGAGAGACACAAACACAUGCAAGCGCUCCUACACCAUACACACACACACACACACAUUAGACCUUUCUAAGAAACGACGAGCAAUUGGUGAAUAUAAUUAUCUUUGAGAUGAUAAUGAAUGUGACAAACAUUUGUGUGGUUAACAUUUUGACUGACAACACGGCAGCAAGAAGAAGGCAAGCUAUCAGGAUAAUCCAAACAAAAAAGAAAGAAUGUGUGACGAUUGCUGCUAAUGCAUGGCUCCUCCCCUUUGCCUCAGAAAGCGUCAGUUUUGGUAGUUUGACCGCGUGUCGCGUUUGUUCUGAUUGUCUCGACGUGUCCGCGCUUGUACACCGCUCCGGUGAUUUCUGGGAGACAUUUGCACGAGUUCUGGAGCAGAAACAACCCACAUAUGAGCGUGAGGCGGCACCAUGUAAAGCUUUUUAUUGUACAUAUAACGACACCCAGGUGUUUUGUUGUCACUUAUGGUUUUUAUGACGCCUUUUUUUUAUUUUCAAAAUGAGAUUUGUUUUGCGUGCGUUUGCUUUCAGCACAGCACUGAACUUGACACUUUGCUUUUGUCUGUUCACUUUGUUGGAAUUUAUGUUUCUUCUACUGGCAACAUGAAUGCCACAUGUAAAUAUCUACAUAAAUAUAUAUAUAUAAAUAUAAAUAUCUGAUGAACAUAGAAUAUAAAAUGGUAUAGUAUGAAUAAAUUCAAGUGAAAAGUA
Molecule: messenger RNA, 2954 nt
Organism: Solea solea (common sole)
Lineage: Eukaryota; Metazoa; Chordata; Actinopteri; Pleuronectiformes; Soleidae
Gene: nr1d2a
Product: nuclear receptor subfamily 1, group D, member 2a
Exons: 8
Coding region: 231-2018 (595 amino acids)
Biological process (GO): positive regulation of transcription by RNA polymerase II; hormone-mediated signaling pathway; negative regulation of transcription by RNA polymerase II
Molecular function (GO): RNA polymerase II cis-regulatory region sequence-specific DNA binding; nuclear receptor activity; zinc ion binding
Source: RefSeq, a predicted model, not a curated record